This is a messenger RNA of Oncorhynchus kisutch (coho salmon), 4486 nucleotides long. RefSeq names its product long-chain-fatty-acid--CoA ligase 1-like. Gene Ontology annotation, cellular component: endoplasmic reticulum; membrane. Bases 213 to 2366 code for a protein of 717 amino acids. Gene Ontology annotation, molecular function: long-chain fatty acid-CoA ligase activity. Lineage: Eukaryota; Metazoa; Chordata; Actinopteri; Salmoniformes; Salmonidae. Gene Ontology annotation, biological process: long-chain fatty acid metabolic process. The record is from RefSeq and is a predicted model, not a curated record. The transcript has 21 exons.
UUUCGUUUAGGUAAGAGUCGGUUGCCUCGAAACUAUUUCUUUAAACUGUGGGGAAAGUUCUCUACUAGGUACAAAUUAGCUAGAGUAGGUCAUUGUAACACACUGGUAGUGGCACUAUUGGAUACAAGCGAGUGUACUCAUCGUGGGGCAUUAAGUGCAAUACACCUUCAAACCUGUUUACAAUUUCCAUUCGAUACAAGCUUUGAAAAGCUAUGCAUUUUCAGGAGUGGUUACAAUCCCUUCGUACCAGUGGGGGGGUUCGAGGACCUGAAAACAAAGACUUCUGGAGCCUUGUCCCCUCUCUCCCUUUGUCGUCCUCUUUCUCCUUCUCCUCCCUCUCUCUAUCCCCGUCCUCUCUGCUGGGUAUAGGGGCUCUGGCCUCCUUCACUGCAUACUGGCUGGUGACUCGCCCUCGGCCCAUGCGCCCCCCUUGUGAUCUGAAUGCCCAGUCUAUCCCUGUACAGGGAGAGCCCAAUUGGAGGCGUUCAGCUUUGCUCAAGGAUGAUGUUCUGUUGGAGUUCUACUAUGAUGACACCAGGACAGCCUAUGACAUGUUCCAGAGAGGACUGAGAGUGGCAGGGGAUGGCCCAUGCCUUGGCUUCAGGAAACCUGGGGAACCUUACCAGUGGAUAUCCUACACUGAGGUGGCUGAACAGGCACAGGUGCUGGGCUCUGGGCUUUUGGGCAAAGGCUGCCAACCAAACCCUGAGCAGUUAGUUGGAAUAUUUGCUCAGAACAGGCCAGAGUGGAUCAUUUCAGAGCUGGCCUGCUACACCUUCUCAAUGGCUGUGGUGCCCCUGUAUGACACACUUGGAGAGGAGGCCAUGGUGCAUAUCCUCAACCUGGCUGAGAUCUCUCUGGUGAUCUGUGACAAGGAGGAGAAGGCAGAGUCCCUUCUGGGGAAUAAGGAGAAGGGUGUGACGCCUACUCUCUCCUGUCUGGUGCUCUUCAAUCCCUGCAGUGAUGCCAUAGUGGAGAGGGGGAAGAACUGUGGAGUGGAGAUUCUUGAACUCACACAGCUCAUGGAACUUGGACGACAGAACCUCAAAGAUCCUGCGCCACCCCAACCCCAGGACCUGGCAGUCGUGUGCUUCACCAGUGGAACCACAGGAAAGCCCAAGGGAGCCAUGAUCACCCACGGCAACAUCGCCUCCAAUUCCUCCUCUGUUAUUAAGAUCCUGGAGGGGUCAUUUGUAAUUCAGCAAGAGGACGUGUCAAUAUCUUACCUGCCUCUUGCCCACAUGUUUGAGAGGAUGAUUCAGGUGUCCAUGCUAUGUCAUGGGGCCAGGGUAGGAUUCUACCAGGGGGAUAUCUCCCUGCUCAUGGAUGAUAUUAAGACUCUGAAACCCACCUUCUUCCCAGUGGUGCCUCGCCUACUCAACCGCAUCUACGACAAGAUCUUAGGCUCCGUGACGUCCCCAUUGCGCCGGGCAGUGCUGCACUAUGCAGUGAGGAGGAAGCAGGCUGAGCUCAGCAGUGGGGUGGUACGUAACAACAGUCUGUGGGACAGGCUGGUGUUCAACAGGAUUCAGGCUAAUUUAGGAGGUAAUCUGAGGUUCAUCCUGACCGCCUCGGCCCCCAUCUCCCCCACCGUGCUCUCCUUCCUCAGGGCCACCCUCGGCUGUCUGAUCUUUGAGGGCUACGGUCAGACUGAAUGCACAGCAGGCUGCACCUUCUCCAUGCCAGGUGACUGGAGUGCAGGCCAUGUUGGUGCUCCAUUGCCCUGUGCCAUGGUGAAGUUGAUUGACAUUCCUGAUAUGAACUAUUAUGCCAAGAACGGAGAAGGAGAGAUCUGUAUCCGUGGCCACAGUGUGUUCCGGGGAUACCUGAAAGAUGAGGAGAAAACAACGGAGGCCCUGGACCGUGAUGGCUGGCUGCACAGUGGAGACGUGGGCCAGUGGCUACCGAAUGGGACACUUCGCAUCAUCGACCGGAAGAAGCACAUCUUCAAGCUGUCCCAGGGAGAGUACAUUGCCCCUGAGAAGAUUGAGAAUGUCUACAUGCGUUGUGUCCCUGUGCUACAGGUCUUUGUGCACGGAGACAGUCUACAGUCUCACCUGAUCGGUAUUGUUGUGCCAGACCCAGAAGUGUUCAUUGACUGGGUUAAGAAGAGGGGAAUCGUUGGAUCCUAUGAGGAACUCUGCCAGAAUCCAGAUGUGAAGAAAGAAGUGUUAGAAGACAUGACAGCCGUGGGGAAGGAAGCUGGGCUGAAGUCAUUUGAGCAGGUGAAGGACCUGCACCUGCAUCCAGAGAUGUUCAGUGUGAGCAACGGUCUCCUCACCCCCACUCUGAAGACCAGACGAGUGGACAUCCACAGGGUCUUCCAGGAACAGAUCACAAACAUGUAUAGCACAACAGCCAUCUAGAAGACCUCUCCACUGUAACAUGCUCACACACUCCAAUGACAUUUACAGUUGAAGUUGGGAAGUUUACAUAAACUUAGGUUGGAGUCAUUAAAACUUGUUUUUCAACCACUCCACAAAUGUCUUGUUAACAAACUAUAGUUUUGUCAAGUCUGUUAGGGCAUCUAAGUAAUUUUUCCAACAAUUGUUUAGACAGAUUAUUUCACGUAUAAUUCACUUUCACAAUUCCAGUGGGUCAGAAGUUUACAUACACUAAGUUGACUGUGCCUUUAAACAGCUUGGAAAAUUCCAUAAAAUUAUGUCAUGGUUUUAGAAGCUUCUGAUAGGGUAAAUUACAUCAUCUGAGUCAAUUGGAGGUGUACCUGUGGAUGUAUUUCAAGGCCUACCUUCAAACUCUGUGCCUCUUUGCUUGACAUGGGAAAAUCAAAAGAAAUCAGCCAAGACCCUAAUUUUUUAAAUCUCCACAAGUCUGGUUGAUCCUUGGGAGCAAUUUCCAAACACCUGAAGGUACAACAUUCAUCUGUACAAACAAUAGUACGCAAGUAUAAACACCAUGGGACCAUGCAGCCGUCAUACCGCUCAGGAAGGAGACGCGUUCUGUCCACUAGAGAUGAGUGUACUUUGGUUCGAAAAGUGCAAAUCCAUCCCAGAACAACAGCAAAGGACCCUGUGAAGAUGCUGGAGGAAACGGUUACAAAAGUAUCUAUAUCCACAGUAAAACGAGUCCUAAAUAGACUAAACCUGAAAGGCCACUCAGGAAGGAAGCAGCUACUGCUCCAAAACUGCCAUAAAAAAGCCAGACUACGGUUUGCAACUGCAUAUGGGGACAAAGAUCAUACUUUUUUAGAGAAAUGUCCUCUGGUCUGAUGAAACAAAAAUAGAACUGUUUGGGCAUAAUGACCAUCGUUAUGUUUGGAGGAAAAAGGGGGAGGCUUGCAAGCCAAAGUACACCAUCCCAACCGUGAAGCAUGGGGGUGCUUUGCUGCAGGAGGGUCUGGUACACUUCACAAAGUAGAUGGAUCAUGAGGGAGGAAAAUUUACGUGGAUAUAUUGACAUAACAUCUCAAGACAUCAGUCAGGAAGUUAAAGCUUGGUCGCAAAUGGGUCUUACAAAUGGACAAUGACCCCAAGCAUACUUCCAAAGUUGUGGCAAAAUGGCUUAAGAGUCAAGGUAUUGGAGUGGCCAUCAAAGCCCUGAACUCAAUCCCAUAGAAAAUGUGUGGGCAGAACUGAAAAAGCGUGUGUGAACAAGGAGGCCUACAUACCUGACUCCGUUACACCAGCUCUGUCAGCAGGAAUGGGCCAAAAUUCACCCAACUUAUUGUGGAUAGCUUGUGGAAGGCUACCCAAAACGUUUGACCCAAGUUAAACAAUUUAAAGGCAAUGCUACCAAAUACUAAUUGAGUGUAUGUAAACUUCUGACCCACUGGGAAUGUGAAGUAAAUCACUCUAUUAUUCUGACAUUUCACAUUCUUUAAACAAAGUGGUGACCCUAACUGACCUAAGACAGGGAAUUUUUACUAGGAUUAGUUUACAUACACCUUAGCCAGAUACAUUUAAACUUCUGACUUCAACUGUACAUGAACUGUCUGUGUUUUCUGUAACUGGACAAAGAUAUGCAGUUUGUUGGAUCUCACUAUAGUACUAAAAACUGAGCAUGUAGCCAUGCCAAUAGAGGUUAUUGCUACAGUACACUGCUCAAUACUAUCAAACACAAUUGGUACGGUUUUCAGGGGAUUCCAUACUUUUUAGAUCUUUGGACAUGCAUCAGUAUGUCAAAUGUAUUUUCAUUGUUUAAAUAUCAUAGACAGUAGGAACAACAACAUUAAAUGGGACCAAACUAUUUUCCUUGCAGAAAACCUGGCCAUUUUUUUAAAUGGUAGAGUGAGUGGGUAAGUAGACAUUAGGUGAGCCUGAUAUUGCCCCCCUGGACCACACUUCCAUCCUUCUGACCAAUACGUAACAUCUAAACCUCGGGAAGCUGUUUCUUACAGUGCAAAAUAAUUAAUAUUCACAUGUGUAUUCUCUGAUUCUAGAGAUGAUUUAGUGUUCUCAGUGAAGCUGUGGCUGAGAUACAGUAGCUUUGAACAAGAUAUCUGCAAUAAAUCAUUCCCAUUUACUGA